AUGGAAGUUAGUGUAGGCUCAAACCAAUUUUUGAAUGAUGAUGUCAAAGAAAGAGUCAAAAAGUUCUCUAAGGAUUUUGCUGCGGGUGCAUCGGCUGCUGUGGUUGCUAAGACAGUGAUAGCUCCUGUCGAAAGAGUGAAAUUGAUAUUACAGUUACAAAAUGCUCAAACAACACUCGAUGUCAAACAUCGGUAUAAAGGGAUGCUGGAUUGCUUUAUUAGGGUUCCAAAGGAACAAGGAUUUUUUUCUUUUUGGAGAGGGAAUUGGGUUAAUAUAUUACGAGCAUGUGGACAAGAGUCUCUAGGAUUUGCUUUCAAAGAUCUCUUCAAGAAAUGGAGCUUGGACGGUGUGGAUGCUACCAAUAAUCAGACAAGGUUUUUAGUUGGUAAUCUACUUGCUGGUGGUGGCGCAGGUGUCGCCACAUUCAUGUUCAUUUAUCCGUUGGAUUUCGUGCGUACACGCUUAGCCAUUGAUUUAGGAAAGGAUAAAAAAGAUCGUGAGUUCAAAGGAAUGUUCGACUGUAUGCGGAAAAUUGUUCGACACGAUGGAUUUUUCGGACUCUAUAAAGGUCUCUUACCUUCCUUGCAGUAUAUUUUUAUGUAUCGCGGGUCGUACUAUGGGCUUUUUGAUACAGCACAUCCGUAUUUCUCAACUGAAGAUGGAGUGCUGAGUUUUUGGAGAGCCUUUGCUGUGGGACAGGUUGUUACUCUCAUUAGUGCGAUGAUCUCUUACCCAUGGGAUACAGUUCGAAGGAGAAUCAUGAUGACUGCUGGAAAAAAACAGAAUAAACCUUUCGGAACGAUUGCAUGUGCUAAAAACAUUUGGGUGAAUGAAGGUUGGAAAGCUUUCUAUCAUGGAGCUAUGGUGAAUGCUAUGAGAGGAACAGGAGCUGCUCUUGUAUUAGCUCUAUAUAACGAAAUGGAGAAGUACAUGUAA
This is a messenger RNA of Auanema sp. JU1783, 936 nucleotides long. The record is from the annotation of a GenBank genome assembly. NCBI's taxonomy places the organism in Eukaryota, Metazoa, Nematoda, Chromadorea, Rhabditida, Rhabditidae.